Priceomyces carsonii is the source of this 1293-nucleotide messenger RNA. RefSeq lists its product as uncharacterized. Gene Ontology annotation, molecular function: magnesium ion transmembrane transporter activity. The coding region runs from base 1 to 1293 and encodes 430 amino acids. Lineage: Eukaryota; Fungi; Ascomycota; Pichiomycetes; Serinales; Debaryomycetaceae. Gene Ontology annotation, biological process: magnesium ion transport. The record is from RefSeq and is a predicted model, not a curated record. The transcript has a single exon. Gene Ontology annotation, cellular component: membrane.
AUGGGAAGCGGAACAACUUCAUCUAUCUUUCUUGGAUGUAGUGUUGCUAUCAUAUCGUCAGCGAUUCAGUCACUAGGGAUCACUCUUCAAAGAAAGUCCCAUCUAUUGCAUUCUCAUUCUACGAGUCACUAUCAUAUACAGAAAUAUAAAAGGAAUAUGUGGCUUUUUGGCUUUAUUUUAUUUAUCAUAGCAAAUGUAUUAGGCUCCUUGAUCCAAAUAACGACAUUACCUUUGAUAAUAUUAUCACCGUUGCAAAGUAUCGGGCUAAUUUUUAAUUCAAUAUUGAGUUGUAUGCUCUUACCGGGAGAAUCUUUUACAAGGAAACUAGGAUGGGGAACAGUAUUUAUAUCAGGUGGAGCGUUUAUGAUCGCUUAUAAUGGAAGUACAGCUCCAGAGAGUCCACCUGGUAAGGAGCAUGUUGACAAAAGAUUCGCUUUGAUUAUAAAAAAGUUGAUGAAGAAGUCUUUUUUAAGUUGGUUUAUUGGAACAUUUUUUAUUAUUGCUGUUCUCUUGUUUAUCAAUUACAUGGUAUCCAGAAGAAUGCGAGAAAUAAAGUUCAAACUUCAAAAACGAAGAAAUAGGUUAUUAAAAAAAGCUGUGAACAAGCUUCACUUUGUGAAAGGCAUAAAUUAUGGUCUUAUUAGUGGUACAUUGACUGCUCACACUUUUUUAUUUGCCAAAUCGUUGAUUGAUGUUAUAAUCGAAUCAAUAAUGAGUCAAAAUCAUGAUUUUAAACAAGUGUUUGCUUCAUCCAAUUUCACUCCAUACUUUCUUUUGAUUGUAAUGUUACUAAUAAUUGGUUGCCAGUUGACAGCAUUCAAUUUAGGGUUGUCGCAAAUAUCAACUUCAAUACUAUAUCCAUUAUGCUUUUUGGUUUAUAAUUUGGUUAAUUUGUUUAAUGACUUGCUUUUCAAUUCUUUGCUCGCUGAUCAUAAGAUGUCGUUUUCUCAGCUAUUUUUGGUUUUAUUAGGUUUAUCGGGGGUUUUGUUUGGUGUUGUUUUGAUCAGCUGGGAUAGCGCAUUUGGUCACAACAUCAAAUUAGAUCCAUUUCUCUCUCCUGAGGAAGCCAUAAUCUAUUCAAAGUUUCCUUACAGCGAUAUAAACAUGAAUAAGGAAACUCGCGUCCUACUAAACCAAAAUAUUUCUACCUCAAGUUUUGAUAACCAUGACGCUCAAUAUUCAAGCAUCGACUCGAGUGCCACGAUAAGAAUGAAUUCUAUUUCAGAAGAUCAAAACUACAAGGGCGACGUUUCUUAUGAACAAUUACAAUUACUUCAUCUGUUAGACAUAUAA